Molecule: messenger RNA, 2190 nt
Organism: Hydractinia symbiolongicarpus
Lineage: Eukaryota; Metazoa; Cnidaria; Hydrozoa; Anthoathecata; Hydractiniidae
Exons: 2
Coding region: 736-1404 (222 amino acids)
Source: RefSeq, a predicted model, not a curated record
CAGCAAUUUUUUGUGGAACAGCUUUUAUCACAUUCGGAUUUACUUGUGUACUUCUAAACUCACAAAGAGAACUCACAAGGAGAUGUUUACACGAGCAUAUAUUUCUAAAAUCUAAAAAUUGACGUGGUCGUCACACCUAUAUAUAUGUAUACAAAAGUUAUAAAACGCAGACUCAAGAUCCAUGAACUACUAAAAAUGCCAAAAUCGUCAUCCUGCUUUUUCUUACUUCUUGCGUGUUGUUCGUUUGUUCAAGUGAAAUGGGAUAUGAGAAAACCCGCGUUUGGCGGCGUAACAAGAGUAAACUAUUUGUUACUUACAAAUAUAAGAAAAGAAAAAUUGAAAAUUGUCAAAUAUUUUGCUAACUUUGCUAUGGAUUUAAUAGCAGUAAUAAAAAAGGGUCCUCUUUCUCAAAAGUUAUUUUCAAUUGUGUUUUUAGCAUAUGAAUAUCCCAGCCUGAUUUCGAAUUUUCACCUGCUUAUAAAAACAAUGCAAGGUAAAUUGGCGAUUCUUCUUAAUUUAUAAACUUUACCUUGAUUCUUUUGUUUUUAAAUAACAUUGUAAACUGGGUACGAAGUGACCCCAACACAAGCAACAACAUAAGCGCCAAUCAUACUGAGCUGUAUGUGACGUCAAAUUGAUAUUACGUCAAUAGAAAGAUGUUUACAAGUUUCACUCGACGUCAAAAUAUCCAGUGCAAGUGGUCCAUUUUAGAAAAAAUAUAAAUAAAAAAAUAAGAUGGAUUGCUCGCCUGAGUAUGUUGAAGGUGUUGAAAGUAAACAAAAGUUGACGGCUUGUGUUGGGGUAGACCAACUGAUGAAAAGAAAAAACCGGCGGUCACGCCAUAUGACCAUGAAAUAUGACAACAUGUCAAAGAUGAUUUCAGAUCUUGAUGCAGCAAAGCAGCUUAAUAAAGGCGAAUCGAUGCAAAAAUUGUCUGCGCUGGAAAACGAACUUAUGAAGCAGGGUACGGGGAAAGCUGGGCAUGCUGAGGAUGCCACCCCUGCUAAGAAAGAUGAUCAACGAGAGCAGCUAGGGGACAAGGUAAAAUCUUGUUUGAAGAAGGGACAAGGGCAGUUAACAGAGAUUGUAGAUGGUUAUGUUGGCAAGAACAAAGUAACACGGCGCGAGUUAACCAAAAGAAUGCUGGGAUUUUACAAGUUGCGAAAAAAAGUGAUCACCAUUAAGAAGGAGAAGGCACGUCUCAUGAAAUCCAUGGAAAAUCUUGUUCAAAAACACCAGAAUAUAAAGCUUAAGCUAGUGGAGGAAAGAGAAUCUGCUGAAAUCAAAGCAGCUGAAUUGAAGUCACUCAAUUUGGUUCUUAUUGGAAAGGAAGGAGAGCUGAAAGGGAAGGAAGAGGAAAUUAAAUGUAUGAAAGUCAAUGUGGCUGACAUGAAAGUAAGUUGACAAUUUAUGCAAAACAUAGUUCUCAGGACUUCUAAAAUUAUUUUAAAUACUUAACUACUUGGGGUUCCCUCUCACACAAAAAAUUUCUAGCAAGCCUUGGAGACGAGGUUGGGUUCCAUAAGUUUAAUAAAUUUGAAGAUGAACUUUCUUUUUGCUUAGGCAACAGUCAGUAAAUCCAUGCACAAGUCGGUAACUGCAUUAAGCACAGUAGAAGAGACCAUCAAAGCUGAUAUUGAAAAAAUUGAUAGAAAGCUAGCACAACGCUGGCGCAUUGUUGGGAAGAAAAAGCUUCUGGUUGAAAAGCAAAAGCUUGCUGCCAUGCUGGAUACAAUCUGCACAACAUCGCAGACAUUACAGGAAGAUGCUGUCCUUUUGGACACCUUCCAAUUUUAAAAACAUUUUACAAUCAUGUAUAUUUGAAAGGAAUGGGUGGUGGUUGUACAUUCGUUCGUAUUGUACAGAUGACCACUUACUUUUGUUUUUACGAGCACAAAACAACAAUUGGAUUAGUGAACUGAUUAUCUUGGUCUUCACUGGUAGCUCAGUUGGUAGAGCGUGACAUCAAACAGUGUCAAGGUCGUAGGUUCAAAUCCUACCCAGUAACUUGACCAAGACAUGAAGCUAACGAUCUUUCUGUUGUUACAACAUCUCGAGUGUUCGUACGUUGCAGAGAAGUGGUUGUCGAAUGUGUUGUAAACGUGUUGUUUGUCUGUUUUGUACCGUGCAACUACGCCCUUUUCUUUUGAAUCCUUUUUUUAAUUUUGUUAAUAUAUUUAUACUUAUUUA